Messenger RNA from Propithecus coquereli (Coquerel's sifaka), 1318 nucleotides. RefSeq names its product leucine-rich repeat-containing protein 51. The transcript has 6 exons. Bases 709 to 1215 code for a protein of 168 amino acids. NCBI's taxonomy places the organism in Eukaryota, Metazoa, Chordata, Mammalia, Primates, Indriidae. Gene Ontology annotation, molecular function: protein binding. The record is from RefSeq and is a predicted model, not a curated record.
CUCCCCUCUCAGACUGUUAAGAAGGAGGCUUUCCGUUCGCACCGGCCUCUCCAGCACCCCCUUUAGGCCUGGGCAUCCCUGCGGGCGUCCAGACCACACGCCAGCCGCGGGCCCGCGCCGGUUACCUGGCCGCGCGCUCCCGCCUCGUCUAGUGAUUCCCGCGGAUCACACACCUCGUCCCGGGCUCGCGCCAGUGCUGUGAGCGCACAAUUAAUUUAAACUAUGGCCCCACCCCCUCGCACCGCCCUCUGAUUGGCCCCUAUCGGCUGCUGUCGUACGCAGGGCACGCUUGAGGACCCGGGAAAAGGAAGUGUGAGGGCCACUGGGAAGGGAGAAGGGGUGUCACUGUUUCCGGACCCUGGCCUGAACAUGAAGGCAAAGGGAACUUCAAAUCCCAGCACUACCCGCGGCCUUGUAGCCGCGACCCGAAGAACUACAGGUCCCGGUAGGCAUCGCGGCAGCACUUACGGCGCUGGCCUGGACGUGGUGACGACGAUAGUUGCCAUGGAGUUGCGCCGAGUAACCCUGAGAUAGUGGGACGCCGAGGCAGGAGGGGAAGCAACUGCUGGGAGGAUUUCCAUUUUAACAGGGAACAAUCCCUAAACCCAAAGGAAUGAAUCCCUAAUGGUGGAGUUUCAGGCAUCAGUGACAGGCUGACCCGAGACUCCCAGGGCACAUGCUUAUACCUGAUGAAUGAUGGCCUGAACUAUGAGCAGACGGCACUAUACGAACACUUCCGUGCAGGAGCCCCCUCUUGACUACUCCUUCAGAAGCAUCCAUGUCAUCCAAGAUCUGGUAAGCGAGGAGCCGAGGCCAGGGCUACGACCACUGAGGCAUUCAAAGACGGGGAAGUCACUGACCCAGUCCCUGUGGCUGAAUAACAAUGUCCUCAAUGACCUCAACCACUUCAACCAGGUGGUUUCACAGCUGCUAGUGUACCCACAGAACCUGGCCUGGAUUGACCUGUCCUUCAAUGACCUGACUUCCAUCGAUCCUGUCCUAACAACUUUCUUCAACCUGAGUGUCAUCUACCUUCACGGCAACAGCAUCCAGCGCCUGGGCGAGGUGAACAAGCUGGCUGUCCUCCCUCGGCUCCGGAGCCUCACGCUCCAUGGAAACCCCAUGGAGGAGCAGAAGGGGUAUAGACUACCAGGGUGUGUGGAGAUGCCUCAUAGGCCUCCAUCACAGGCUAGGAAGGUGGGCUGUGAUCUGUGAACUGCUCCCCACCUUAAUCAGAUCAGAGUAGUUUCACUGCAUGUUUUACAUGUUGGGAUUCUGCUUAAGAUUUCAUUUGACAAAAAGAAUCUUCUACUUAAAA